Molecule: messenger RNA, 1497 nt
Organism: Vicia faba (fava bean)
Lineage: Eukaryota; Viridiplantae; Streptophyta; Magnoliopsida; Fabales; Fabaceae
Source: the annotation of a GenBank genome assembly
AUGUUGAACGUGGAUCUACCUAUAAAUAAUCAAGAGUUUGAUAGAUUCAAUUUAUUGGUACCAUUUUCGCAACUCAUGGGAUUCCUUAAGAAAAAGAAAAGUCCUACCACAGUCAACCAGGACGAAGUUUUCUACGACGGGAUCCCACGUUACGUCGAGGUGGACCGCGUCUUUGCCAACUCCGAUGUCACCGCGCCGCCUGAGUUUCCCGAAAUCACGGAGUCACCGCCGACGAUGUUUUUUACGACGGAAUCCCACGCUAUGCCUACAAGCUUUAGCUCAAAGCAACCUACCGUUGUAUCGGAUGUGAGUUCACGUUUGGGAAGAGCUACUAGACCAGGGAAAGUAUUGGGUUUUUGGGACAGUUUUGGAAGCGCUAGCAGUAAGUUUGUUUCGGGGACUACAAUUUCCAUCUUAGCAUUUGAGGUUGCAAACACUAUUAUCAAAGAGGCUGUCCAUGAUCUAGUGUCUAAGGAUAAGGAUGAGCUUCUUAGGAUUGUUGCCGCUGACAAGUUGCAGGAGUUGAAACUUUUUCUUGAUGAGGUGACUCGUUUUGGAAAUCGUUCAAAGGAUCCUCAAUUGCGCAACUUAGAUCUUUACUUUGAGAAGAUUAGCAAUGAAUCAAGUGCUCAAAGACUCUCGAGAGAUGAGGCAGAAUCAUUAAUGCAAGAACUGAUGACUUCGGCCCAAUUUACAGUUGAGUUGUACCAUAAACUUUCUGCGCUGAAUAGACUUGAAGAAGAUUUUUUGCUUAAGGGUGAAAAGGAGAAUCAAAGAGGUGAUAACCUUGCAUUCUUGAGAGCAACAUUUAAAAGUCAAAGGAAGCAAAUUAAACAUUUAAAGAAAAAAUCACUCUGGUGUAGAAGUUUGGAGGAGGUUAUUGAGAAGCUUAGUGAUAUUGUCCUUUUUAUACAUUUAGAGAUACGCAAUAGCUUCGGGAGUGCAGUUUGUAGUGAAAGAUGUAUUUUGCAUGCACGGGUACAUGCAGAUGGCCAAAAACCAAUAAUUGUACACAUUGGCGAUCGCCAAAGAUUGGGCACCGCUGGCCUUGCGUUGCAUUAUGCAAAUAUAGUGCUUCAAAUUGACACCCUUGUAGCCAGGUCUAUUUCUAUGCUUGCAAAUAGAAGGGAUUCAUUGUAUCAAAACUUGCCGCCCAAUAUUAAAUCAACUUUGCGUUCCAAAUUACCAUCCUAUCAUGCUGUAGAAGAGCUAACUGUAGCAGAAAUCAAAUAUGAGAUGGAGAAAACAUUACAUUGGUUGGUUCCAAUUGCCGCAAACACAUCCAAAGCACAUCAUUGUUUUGGUUGGUUAGGGGAGUGGGAUAACACAGCCUCUGAAGUGGAUAAGAAAGUUUUCCAGGGCGGUGUAAUGCGGAUCGAGACAUUCCACUAUGCCUAUAAAGACAAAGUAGAACAUUAUAUUCUUCAACUUCUCUUAUGGCUUCACCGCUUGGCCAUCAAAAGCAAGAUUGGUAAUAGGGGUUUGCAUGGUUCAUAA